UGGGAGACGGGAGCAACUAGCGCCAUAUCGUGAACUAAGUGUAAAAAUAGGGUGUAAGUCGACGUUUUCAGGCGUGUAUGCAAAAGUGACCGAAAAGAGUGUUGCGCUUUAGCUGCAUACGCUUGAAGAAAUUUAGCGAAUAAUAGCGUAAUAAUAUCAGUAAGCAGAGAAAAGCGCGUAUAAACAUGUCGGCGGCCAGUCAGACAGCAUCAGCGCCCCCCAAAACCCAGCCGAGGACUUCAACCACAGACAGAGUGAUUGACACCGUACUAUUCCCUCCGAGUCAUAAACUCACUUUAGCGGAGGUAUUUGAUGCGCGCACUGGAAAACCACAGCCCGAAGUACUCAAACAGCAUUUUAUCCUGGAAGGACGUAUAGAGGAGGCAGCAGCGCUGCGUAUCAUCCAGGAGGGUGCGGAUCUGCUCAAGGCCGAAAAAACAAUGAUUGACAUUGAGGCGCCAGUAACUGUGUGCGGCGACAUUCACGGUCAAUUUUAUGACCUUAUGAAAUUGUUCGAAGUGGGUGGACCGCCAUCCACUACUAAGUAUCUUUUUCUGGGUGAUUAUGUUGACCGGGGUUAUUUCAGUAUCGAGUGUGUUCUGUAUUUAUGGGCUCUCAAACGUUGUUAUUGCAAUUCAUUGUAUCUACUUCGCGGAAACCACGAGUGUCGCCACCUAACCGAAUACUUUACUUUCAAACAAGAAUGUAAAAUUAAAUACUCUGAACGUGUCUACGAUGCAUGCAUGGAAGCGUUUGAUUGUCUACCGCUGGCGGCUUUAAUGAAUCAGCAGUUCCUUUGCGUUCACGGUGGUUUGUCACCAGAAAUUCAUGAUCUGGAUGACAUAAGGAAGUUGGAUAGAUUUAAGGAGCCACCUGCAUAUGGACCAAUGUGCGAUCUGUUGUGGUCGGAUCCUUUGGAGGACUUCGGCAAUGAAAAGAGUUGCGAGUUUUAUUCUCAUAAUAGCGUCCGUGGUUGCUCUUACUUCUAUAGCUACGCUGCUUGUUGCGACUUUUUGCAGAAUAAUAAUUUACUUAGUAUCAUUCGAGCACACGAAGCACAAGACGCAGGAUACAGAAUGUAUAGGAAGAGUCAGACUACUGGAUUUCCAUCAUUAAUUACAAUAUUUUCGGCACCGAAUUAUCUUGAUGUGUAUAAUAACAAGGCGGCUGUACUAAAAUAUGAAAACAACGUGAUGAACAUACGCCAAUUUAAUUGCUCACCCCAUCCUUAUUGGCUUCCAAAUUUCAUGGAUGUAUUCACGUGGUCAUUACCGUUUGUGGGUGAAAAAGUCACUGAAAUGCUAGUCAACGUUCUUAACAUUUGCUCUGACGACGAAUUAAUGUCUGAUGGGGACGAUGCAUUGGAAGAAGUUAAAAAGCGAAUCAUACUGAAAAAUAAAACUGGUAAUGCAGCGAAUCUGCGAAAGGAAGUGAUUCGUAAUAAGAUCCGCGCCAUUGGGAAAAUGGCACGUGUUUUCUCUGUACUGCGGGAGGAAUCUGAGUCUGUUUUGCAAUUGAAAGGACUUACACCCACCGGAGCUCUGCCACUUGGUGCCCUUUCAGGUGGCAAGACAUCUCUAAAAAAUGCUCUACAAGGAUUUUCUCCCAAUCACAAGAUCACAUCGUUCGCUGAGGCUAAGGGUCUAGAUGCCAUUAACGAACGAAUGCCACCACGUAAGGAUGUGCCGCCUACACCGAGUCCCAGUGACGAAGCUAAAGCUCCACCAGAGAGUCAAAAGAAUAGCCAUGCGGCAUCAUGAAGUGAUACCACAUCAUCGCAACGCCCUUUUGCGAAAAAACAGCAAUAAAAGGGCGACAAUCAGCAUUGUACUUAUUGUGCGAGUGUUUGUGAUUUUACGCAGAUGGGAGCGUACACAAUGGACUCAAAUGGGCCGAUAGAGAACAGGAAUGGCGACUAAAAAGACAAAAAAAAACGACUCAGAAUGUGUGUGAACACACAUAUUAACACCUAUACAUUAUGAUAGUCAUCUUAAUGUGUGACUGACAUGGUGUGUACCUUCCUCAAUUAAUUCUUUUUUUGUGUUGAUACUGAUACAAUGUUUGAAAAUUGGUUUUCCUGCAUAUAAAAUAUGUAUUUCUCUUUUUGUAACAACAUUAUUCAUAAAAAUUUGUUGGGCGAUAUCCUAAAAAUUCAAGAUGAUAAAAAUUACUAAUGCAUGCAAAAGAAAAGAUGUAGGUUUAUGAUGGUAAGAGGUUAUAAAGUGGUAGAUUGUCAUAUACAUAAAACGUAUGCAAAAUAUACUUUCUUACAAGCAAUAGGCAAUUACAACUGUAAGUGUUGUUUGGGGGUGAAAUUGCUAGUAACUCUCACUUUAGUAAUGCAAAUAAAUAAAACUCAGCGAAUUUUUCGACACGUUUCCCCAAAUUAACUGCAUCUUAAAUCUAAUUACAAUGUCCGUAACAAAUUCUAUUUCAUUUUAAUAAAAAUGCACUUUAAUUGGAAAUAAAGUAAACAGUCAUGUUUUAUCACAUUAGAUUACAAUAUAAAAAUUUUGUUACCCAUUUAGAAUACAUAAAAAAAACCUUUAAUAUAAAACAAAAUUUAUACCUAUAGACAUAACUAUUGAGACGAAUAUGACUUAAAAUUGACUCAGGAUGUAGCUUUACAUUUAAGGUUCGACAAUAUUUUGUUUGUUAAUUUCCAACACCAUAUCUUUUUAAUCUACAGUCUAUUUUAGUCAGUACAUUAUCUCAUCAAGCGCCAUUGUUGCCCAUUCUAUAUCUUUAUGUAUCGACUAUGAUGAAUUAUAAGUUAUAUUAAGUCUGAAAAAUAGUAAAAAGGAAUUGUAUAAUAAUUUUUGUCUAAUGGAGUGUGAUUAAUAUUACCAGCCAACCAGUCUUUGAUUCUGAUACCAAAACAUUUUUUUUUUACUUUAUAAUGUAUUAAUAAAUAACAACCAUAACACAGUUACGUCCAUAAUUUUACGCGUCAUAUAAAUUGAAUAUUUCUGUUGUAAGAUCCUUUUUCAAAAAAAAUCACACCAAUAAGAGCGAGGAAAAGAUAAUAUUCAACAUAAUGGGUUGAAAACAGUAACUAAUAGGACUCUAGGCGUGUGCAACAAGAUUAGCGGACUUUUGAUGUUUUCAAAAUCGUGUUCGAGCAUUUUUAUAGAGUGGAUAUUUUGCGUUUUAAAAACUUCGAGAAUUAUAGCAAGUUCACAUCGAACCGUGAAACGAUUAAAAGAGAAAAGUUAACAAGAUCAAACCAUUAGCUCAUUUGUUUGCUCGUUCUAUAACAUUUUCCUUAUUAGUUGGGAUCCAAAUACAGCCUUCAACGGAGGAAAGUAUAAGUCUGCACUGAAAGUUUUCCGUUAUGUUUUUUCCGUCCUAUUAAUGUGUAAAUCUUUCUUCAUAUGCAGUUCUAAGAACAAUAACUUUUCUAACACCACUCUAUAUAAGAAGCUGUUUCUGGAACAGUAGCGUUUGAUUAUUGUUUACGGCUACCACAUUAUAAAAAGAAAUUAAAAAAAAUUACUUUCCACUUGUAUAGCCUCUUAUAGUACUUACAUAAAAAGUUUUCAGAUUUACCAUAUCACCUUUUACGUUGUCACCAUCCCGUGGCAGAUUUUUUUUUUCAGAAAUUCAAACAAGUGAUAGAAAACUAUUCUCCCAAUACUCAUAGUGUUUCUCCUAAUUCAUUAAUAUAAUUAUGGUCUGUCUCCUAAUAGAUUUUUGCAUGACUGUUUCCAAAAAUGUAGUUUGAGAAAGAAAUAUAUUUCACGUUUAAUUACUACA
Molecule: messenger RNA, 3756 nt
Organism: Phlebotomus argentipes
Lineage: Eukaryota; Metazoa; Arthropoda; Insecta; Diptera; Psychodidae
Product: serine/threonine-protein phosphatase 2B catalytic subunit 3-like
Exons: 9
Coding region: 186-1760 (524 amino acids)
Biological process (GO): calcineurin-mediated signaling
Cellular component (GO): cytoplasm; calcineurin complex
Molecular function (GO): calmodulin binding; calmodulin-dependent protein phosphatase activity
Source: RefSeq, a predicted model, not a curated record